Armigeres subalbatus is the source of this 3465-nucleotide messenger RNA. It is a transcript of the gene pigeon, whose product is annotated as protein pigeon. Lineage: Eukaryota; Metazoa; Arthropoda; Insecta; Diptera; Culicidae. The transcript is spliced from 5 exons. Gene Ontology annotation, cellular component: trans-Golgi network. Gene Ontology annotation, biological process: positive regulation of amyloid-beta formation. Bases 252 to 3338 code for a protein of 1028 amino acids. The record is from RefSeq and is a predicted model, not a curated record.
UUGAUAUUGGAUUAUCGAUUUUUCAUCAGUGGAUCGAGCGAGAAUGUGAUAAGAAACGAAAGUGAGAUUCCAAGUGAUUUCCAAAGAAGAAAAUCAUAUCAAGCUGCUAGUAAUGUCCAGCAUUAUGGUGCUAAUUGUGAGAAUGUUUGAUACCGGAGCUCAUUAAUUCAGAAAACAAAGUGCAUUGGAAUUUUGCACCCUCAAAAUAAAAGGGCGUUGGUGUGAAGGAAUUUGCAAUACCCGGAGAAAGGAUGUUGAAGCAGGAAAAUUUGGCCGCCAAUUUUUGCGGACUGUUGUCCGUUGCUGGUUGCAAGGAUGUCGCCGUUGAAUGGCGAAUUCUGGGAAAAGAGCAGGACGGAUCUUUGCUGGCAGGCUGGGUUGGAUUUAAUCCGAAAUCCCGGAGUUCCCAAAAAAGCAGGAUCGGUGUCUAUAUGCCGAAAAGCAAAACGUUGCAAAUCUUGUAUACUUUUGCUGGAAAGGAGAACAUCAUUCAGGCUUCUGUUAAUCUAACUAAGACUUUGUUACUUUACACAAAAAAAGAGUUUAAGCAAGAAGCAUCCGGCAGAAAGACGGACAUAUAUCGAACUUUCUUAGUGGAAAUCAAAGAAGGUGUAGAAGUCGAACCCCUAAUGUUGAUGGAAGUGGAUCGAAACCACCAGAUGAUGGCACAGUUUCUGUGGCGGAACUUAGCUACAUUUGAGAAGAGCCAGCAGGAUAAAUUUCUAGUCAUGAUCCAUCAUGAGCAGGUAUUUGUGUACACAGUGACGCUCAAGAAACAAACAAUAGAAGGUGAAGAUGAGGAUUUGCUAGGGAGUAGUUCAAAGUUGAACUAUUCUGAUCCCUCGGCAUGGUAUUUAGAUAAAGCUUGCCUCAAAACGGAAUCUAUCACCAAAAGUUUCGUUUGGGCUCAAUGGGAUCCGAGUGUGCAAGCUCUCUACUAUAUUCACAUGAAGCCGGCACCUAAAACGCUUUUCGAAAAGGAUGACGGUUCCAUUGACAAAAAAAUGAAUCCAACUUUAUCCGCGUUCCAAUUCCAUGACGAUCUCCGCACGGAAACUGUUCUAAACAUUCCACUUAACUUGCCCAACAUUCCAACGUCUAGUUCGAGAGCAGAUGACAUUUACGAAGACGAUACUGUGCCCCUGCGUAUUCACGACUCUUCCCUCAAUCUGGUCAUCGUCAGCGAUCCAAUCGGAAUGCUUUAUGUUUGCCACUAUUAUCUAUAUCAACCGAUCAAACAGUCCGACGAGGAGGCUUCCACAUCGCAAAACAUUUGCGAUGUUCAUUUCGCAUAUUCCGUGACUAUUUUGCACCACGGAUGUGUUAUACACUGCGUAAUUCCUGGCAUUCCGUGGGAGAAGGCCAAAACCAUGAAACCGACUUUUACGCUUCACGGCGAUCAUCACAUGUUGGUGUUUCAAGCGGAUCUCUUCAUGCAUUUGUUGGAUGUUGGUACAUCUCAUGAACCGUGCUGCCAUAUCGUUUGUCCUCCUUUCACGCGCCAACCGGUUACCCAUCUGGUGCCAUGCUUUGCAACUAAUAACAUCUGUUACGAUUCGGCCACGUUGGAUUUGAUUUCAAUUAGCAUUCCUAAAAAUCAUCUCAUUGAAGCAUUUCGGAACGAUACUUCUAUCGACAAUCGGCUUGCAAUUGUGCACUACUUUCUGGCGCAUUCCUGUGGCGAUAUUGUGGAAAUUUUCUCGGAGCUCUUAAGCAUUAUAAUGGAACGUCCUCUUCACCUGGAUACGGUUCCUCUGCUCAAGGAGGCGCUCAUCUCCGGAACCUAUGCUUCUUCAAAAAAGGGUCUCUCGCAAGACCAAUUGGCUCUCUUCAGAUUGCUUCCCCUUACUACAUGCAACACCUCCAAGCCAAUUCAAGCCAAGAUCUCCAACCUUACAGUUGGAUUGUCCCACGAAACCUUGUACAAUACGUCGAUGAUGUUGCUAUCGCCGCAGCAACGCCUCUCUCCAUUUCGGAAGGACAUCUGGACCAGUCUGUGGGAGCGUCUGAAUGACAACAAAGAACGCGCUAGAUUCGCCCAGGAACAAGUUACAGAGAAACUGAUGUACUCUCUCACAUGUUACCAACCGGAAGCGCUCUCUCGUUGCUCCACUCCCAUGUCUCCGGCGAAUCCGAUCGUCAAUGUUGCAGCCGAGUUCUCCGCCGUUGGCAAUCGACGAAUGCAGAACAACGAUCUGCUCCCUUUCGUCGAAACAGAAGCGUGCACGGCCAGCAAGCAGGAAUUAGUGCUGAAUGUCAACCUGCGCGAACUUAGCAUGCAUCUUGUGAAGCACAGUGUUAAGGAAGUCAGCGGAUUUCGGUGGCUGAAAAAUGCCUUCUAUGACAGCAAUCCGGCACCUUCUCACGUCCACGCCGUGGCCACAAGGUAUGUCGCCGCUCAGCUCGAGCAAUCUCGCGCUUUGUGUGUAUUGGUUUGCAAGACGGCUGGUUUGGAUCUAGCACUGGAACCCGAACGUGGGUUUGCUUUAGUCGAUCAACUCACCAGCGCGCUACAGCUCAAACUAUUCACCCUACUUGAACGCUACUGCCUGGCAGCGGAAUCCCUUGCGUUUCCCUUCCCACUAGGAUUCUCAUCAUUUUUCACCUAUCUGGGCUACCGCGCUCUAAGUUUCGAUAACUUUAUGCAGUACGUCGAGCACCACGUGUUUGAGCUGCAGAUCGACGUAAUCAAGGUCAUAAUUGCCGACAUUGAUGACUCGCCCGAGGGAGUGCAACGGAAGAUGAGUCUGCUAAUGACAUUGCCGCGGUCCCGUGCUCGAAGACUGUUAAACAACUGGAACCAUCCGAUCAGUACCAUGCUUAAAGGGCGGGAACACGCGUUGAACAUUUUGUCCGGGAAUUCGGUGCACUUGAGAGGCUACUCGCAAAUGAAGAAACGGGAGUAUAAGCCGAAAGCUUAUCUGUGUUCUCGCUGCAUUUGGCCCUGCUGUAAGAUGCAAACCCAGUCCAGCAUAAAUUUAUUCCUGUCAUCGUCACCAUCAUCUUCGCACAUGCUUUGCACAUACGGUCAUCUUAAUUCUAUUCCCAUGCAGCGGGUUUCCCAGGAGGACAAUCCUGCUCCACCGAAUACUCCCGAAUCAUCAUCCUGUGACUUAUUCGAUUGGCAAUCUUCCGCAUCACUGACGGUUGCUGUAAGAAAAUCCAAUUGGGGUUCAAACUGCCGACCGCGUUAUCUGUGUAAUACCAUGGUUAUUCUUUUAGUUGUAUUGUAUCUUACUGUCGUUGUCAUUAUCAUUUCAACCAUCUAUUUUGCAAUUGAUACACAAUUUGUAUAUUUAGUCUCUAAAAGUUAUAAUGCAAUUAAAAUUGCAUCUUGAUAGGAGCUUAUCUUGCAUGCCGUAGACGAAUAUGCGUUACUGUUAGGAUUUGUUAGUGCAGACAAAUCUUCGCCCAACGAAUGCUUCCCAUUGAUUUGUAAAUAAAAAGUUUCAAUUAACAUUUCAU